Molecule: messenger RNA, 298 nt
Organism: Dentiscutata erythropus
Lineage: Eukaryota; Fungi; Glomeromycota; Glomeromycetes; Diversisporales; Gigasporaceae
Source: the annotation of a GenBank genome assembly
AUGACUAACACUAAACAUGCUCUCCCAGAACAGGUAGUCAAAGAAUCGACUCCAAAAGAAUCCUCCUUGGUUCAUUUGGAGCCCCAGAAGAUAGAAGAGAAACAGGUUAAUUUAUCAGAGAUCAAGGGGACAAAAUUCCCCUAUAAUCAGAAAGUAGAGCAAUAUUUAAUAUGGGAAUUAUUUGAAUUUAUUAGAUAUCAUGAUUCCAUAUCCUUACCGAAUUCUAUAUCCAGCAAACAUAUUCCAGAUGUUCCACUCGACGCCGACCUAACUCUAGGUUCUGUACCUCAUUUAGCUC